AAUGGAAUAAAAAAAAUAGUCCAUUUAGAUGAUUGCUCCGUUACACCCGUAAUUCACGUUUUACAAUAUCCUGGCUGCGUGCCUAAACCAAUACCGUCUUUCGCAUGCAUCGGAAGAUGUGCCAGCUAUGUACAGGUAUCAGGAAGCAAAAUUUGGCAAAUGGAAAGAUCUUGUAUGUGUUGUCAAGAAUCAGGAGAACGAGAGGCUUCUGUUUCUCUAUUUUGUCCAAAAGCUAAACCGGGAGAACGCAAAUUCAGAAAGGUUAUUACAAAGGCUCCAUUAGAUUGCAUGUGCAGGCCAUGUACAAGUAUCGAAGAAAGUGCAAUUAUACCGCAGGAAAUAGCAGGCUAUGCUGAUGAAGGCCCUUUAAAUAACCAUUUUAGAAAAUCACAUCACAUUCAAUAA
Messenger RNA from Ctenocephalides felis (cat flea), 405 nucleotides. It is a transcript of the gene Burs, whose product is annotated as bursicon. Gene Ontology annotation, molecular function: receptor ligand activity; BMP binding. The record is from RefSeq and is a predicted model, not a curated record. Lineage: Eukaryota; Metazoa; Arthropoda; Insecta; Siphonaptera; Pulicidae. The annotation marks the transcript as partial. The transcript has 4 exons. Gene Ontology annotation, biological process: animal organ morphogenesis.